Paramacrobiotus metropolitanus is the source of this 2361-nucleotide messenger RNA. RefSeq lists its product as uncharacterized. Gene Ontology annotation, biological process: G protein-coupled receptor signaling pathway. The transcript is spliced from 3 exons. Gene Ontology annotation, cellular component: membrane. NCBI's taxonomy places the organism in Eukaryota, Metazoa, Tardigrada, Eutardigrada, Parachela, Macrobiotidae. The coding region runs from base 1231 to 2289 and encodes 352 amino acids. Gene Ontology annotation, molecular function: G protein-coupled receptor activity. The record is from RefSeq and is a predicted model, not a curated record.
GUAAGGAAGGAGUUGAUCAAACAACACCUCUUCGUACUUCUCGGAAUUCAUUGUCCCCUGGAAUCGCACCAACGCAACUGGGCCUGCAGCGCAGAUCGCACCCCACACUGCGAUUCCUCCCUUGUUUUGGCGUGACUGUUUGAUUUGGAGGUUUUCGGAGAAUCUGCUUUCUUUAGGAAAGAGCCAUAUCUGUUUAAAAAGCAAAAACUUUGAACGGAAUCUUUCAGUGCCUGGAAGUGCUAGUCAGCCCUACGUACGUAUUCGUAAGUGUGAACACCACUUCAUACAUACCUCGACUCGCCCCCCUGACAACUUGAACGUACAUUCGUCCGAGAAGAUCACCGAGUGGAAAAAAGCAGGAUUUUCAAGGAGCUGUUCCCGCUUCCACAGGCACCAAUAGAUUCGGUCUUCUUUAUGCUUUGAGGUUAGUUCAUCAGCAACUGCUUGACUUCUCCGUGCACCGUAUUCUUGCAGUCUUCGCAGGAGGGUUUUGUGCGGGAGUUGAAGAGUUGCUGCUGCUUUAACUGCACUCAGUGUUCGGUUUUCUUUCAAAAAAUUUAUGGCUGCUUGGUCUUCUUCGGCUGUUGUUUUUCUCGGUCUUCCUUUCUUAUGUUUCACCUUGCGUUCACCCGUUUCCUUGUCGUAUUGAUGCAGCACCCUGAUCACCCAGCUUUGCGAUUUUCGGACAUAUUUGCUGACUUUGGCUGAACUGCCUUCUUUCUCGUACAACGUAAAAACAGUUUUGACUAAAUCUGCAUCAACAUAUCUGCCGCGAACCAUUCUACCGCCAUAUUUUACGGAACGAGUGAAAUAAACAAAAAGAAAACAAAGCAGAAACGGAAGUUAGAAGUUUAAUAAAAUCAACAUUAUUAUUAUAUUUAAUUUGCUUGAGCCGACGGUCAGUCGACAGCCGGAAGUAGUUUUGAACAGAGAACGGCCGAUUGCGCACUGCGUACUUUUGAACAGCGAAUGGCCGUUUACGCAUUGUUUCGGGUUUUGGGCCUAUGCGACCAUUUUGUCCUAAGCUGUACUUUAUUUCCUCCUUUUAUUUAUUGUGGUCGGGAUAUAAAAUGAAUGUACCGCCAGAUACUAUAAUACCAUGUGUUAGUGUCAGUUAGGAUUUUGUAGAUGGAUGUCCUUAUGAGAUUCUAGCUUUUUAAACAUUCUAUAGAGCAAACGUGAUCUGUGAAUGCUUUAGCUUUGCUGACCUUUCAGCUUUACAAGUAUGCCAUGUCUCUACAAUUAACUGACAACCCCGGACAGCAUGCCCUUUACCCUUUUCGAAGGCCGUGGCACAAGAUAAAUGAAUCCUUGAAUGUGUCGGACGGACACAGCUAUACCAAAGUAUUCGGGCAUAGUAACCUUUCUCAAGCGCCAAUAGAUACCGGCUGGUUUGCAUUGCUAAUUUCCUUGAGUUCUUGUGCGAUAAUUUUGAAUACUCUGGUACUGCUGUCAUUUCUAUCAAAGAAAGUUAAGCCAUCAGCCUCUGAGGCAUUGAUUUUCAACUUAGUUUCCGCUGUGCUGAUGCAGAGCUCGUCGAAAUUGUUUGUGAUUACCCUGUACUCGGGGAAGGUCGUCUACAGUCAUUCGGAAAUCGUAUGCAAAAGUAUCAUGUUUUUCCACAUGUUAUCGUACGAUGCCAUAACUUGGUCGGAUCUCAUUUUGUGCAUUAAUCGCUUCGUUGCACUAUGCGUACCCCAAUACUACAGAAUAUUUAAGAAGCGAGCAACAGUGGCCGCAUUUCUAACAGUGGCAUGGAGUGCCGCCUUCGCCAGCGCCAUUCUCCCCAUUUUUGAUUUUCGCGGGAGUUACAAACAGAUCCCACCGGCCAAUAUGUGCGCUUUCGCCAUUUUUGGCAAAGCCGCCUUGCUUUCCGGUGUGGUCUCAUUACUUGCUCCUGUGUCGAUUACGGCCAUACUGUACUUAAUAGCGGUGGUCCAUCUCUUACGGAAAAGAUGGAAAGGUCAUCUAAUCGAUCAGGAGGUGAUCAAGACAGUGACAGAGCAUGGAUCAGAACUGGCUCAUUACCAUGCAUCCAAACUGAAACGGUGCCAUCGCAUGUUCAUUACGAUUCUUGUGAUGUUCUGCUGUUACACCGUUUGUAUUUUGCCAAUGCCGCUUGUGCAGUCCACAAUGGCCGAAUAUUUCCUCACUCAUACUUGGCUGCAGUUGUUGAUGAGAACGUUAACGCAAAUGGCUCAUAUUCUUAUUCCGAUUAUCCUGUUGUCCAUGAAUCGCGAAUACCGACACAGAAUACGGGAUUUGCUUUGGACAGUUAUCUGCAGAUAAUAUUAAUAUCGGACGCUCUUCUGUUCUAGAUGUAGUUAGACCUAAUUUAAUCCAUGCUAAUAUUUAACAAAU